Molecule: messenger RNA, 5919 nt
Organism: Siniperca chuatsi (mandarin fish)
Lineage: Eukaryota; Metazoa; Chordata; Actinopteri; Centrarchiformes; Sinipercidae
Gene: myom2a
Product: myomesin 2a
Molecular function (GO): protein binding
Source: RefSeq, a predicted model, not a curated record
GGAAGGGGAACAGCAUUCCUCCAGUGAGAGGGUAAUAUUUUUGUUACCAUCAGCAAGUGCUUCCCAAGCGGCAUCAGGCUGGUCUGCCACCGCUUUGCGCUGUUUUAAUCUCUUGGGGUCUCCUUGAAGUGUUCCAGUCAUGGCUUCCAAAGUCAUACCUUGGUAUAAGAAGAAGCAUGUGAGCCAAAUCAAAACUGAUUAUGCUUGUCAUCACACUACAUGUGUUAUCAAGCAGCAACAGCAGCAGCAGCAAAGGAAGUCAAGCUCUAAAUCGGUAAGCCAGGUGCAGGCCCAGGCCACAGAGGCUAUGGCGGAACCAACGUAUACCAUACCGGUGUUCCGGCAGAGGACUGAUGAGGGGACUGAAGAGUACCAGCGAGUCACCACGAAUGUUGGGAAAGGACUGACUGUUAUUCAGGAGGAGCUCCACAGGAUGAGGAUGGCCACCAAGGCCCAAGUGGAUAGUCUUGCUAUCCAGAGAGAGGUUAAGGACAUGAUGACCAAGAGGGUGGAUUUGUUGGAUGACAUCCCCAAGAUGCCGGACUUCCUGGUUGCCCUGCGGCCCCACACCGUGUGGGAGAAGACUCCUGUCAAACUGUUCUGCACUGUGCAGGGAAACCCACGGCCCGUUGUCAAAUGGUAUAAAGGAGGAGUGCCAGUUGACCCGCUUAGCUCCCCAGGAAAGUACAAGAUUGAAAACAAGUAUGGAGUCCACGGUUUGAUCAUUAGCAGGUGUGUUGUGAGUGAUACUGCUGAGUACAGUGCUGUGGCCACCAACCCGCAUGGCACGGCCACCAGCAAGGCUACAGUUACUGUGAAGAGAGCAGCAGGAGCCGGGGAGUCCUGCCAUCUUGGUCUAGUGCCCCAUCUGACUGAGAUCCAUGCCAGUAAGCUGGAGGUCACCCUGCUUGAUCGGUUCUCAGUGACCUUUGGUGUGGAGGGCGGCUCCAUCAGUCUGGUGUGUAGCAUGGUGGUCGUCCCCGACCUCCCCAACCUACCACCCUUCGCCCAGUGGUACAGGGACGAUAAACUGCUGAAACCAAGUAAGCUGGUGGAGUUGGCGGUGGGUGGAGGAGCGGCCCGCCUGACGCUGCCUCACCUGGCCAAGGACGAUGAGGGUCUCUACACCCUCCGCAUCUUUACAAAGGACGGCACCGCCGAGCAUAGCGCCUACCUGUUCGUUUCAGAUGCCGCCCCCUCUGCGGCCGGGGCCCCUGGUGCACCAAUGAGCGUAAAGGCAUAUGACAUCAACUCGGACUACGUCCUGGUCGCCUGGAAACCCCCCAACACCGUCAAUGAGGCGGCAAUCACCGGAUACUUUGUGGAUCGGUGUGAAGCUGGCAGCGACACCUGGGUCCAGUGCAACAAUGCCCCAGUGAAGGUUUGUAAAUACCCGGUGCACGGCCUGAGCGUGGGCCACUCCUACCACUUCCGGGUCAGAGCUGUGAACAGCGCCGGCAUCAGCAGGCCGUCCCGCAAGUCGGACAAGGUGACCGCCCUCGACCCCGCCGAGAGCGAGAGGCUGCAAGUGAUUAAAAUCGAAGGAAAAUACGACAUAGUGAUCAAGGAUGAUGAACUGGAAGGCUAUGUAACUAUCCCGGGGGAGCCCACCGAUGUGCACGCAUCCGAGAUUUUCAAAUCGUAUGUCGUGCUGAGCUGGAAGACUCCCAGCCCUCGUGGACGAGCUCCGCUGUGGUACGUCAUCGAGAAGUGCUUAGCAGGCACUGGAGCAUGGCAGCGGAUCAACACCGCAGUCAAACUGCACUCCCCUCGUUACCCGGUUUUUGAUUUGCAAGACGGGCAAAAGUACCAGUUCAGAGUGUAUUCGGUCAACAUGUACGGUUCCAGCGAGGCCUCCGUGCCCUCUGAGCCCAUCCAAAAGGUCGAUGAGGAUGGUACUGAGCUGCCGGUUGGCGUCCCCUCUGCUCCCGGUCAGGUUGUUGCCACCAGAAACACCAAGUCGUCUGUGUUUGUGCAGUGGGAAGUUCCCAAACAUCAGAAAAACCUCAUGGGUUACUACAUCGACGGCCGCGUGGUCGGAUCUAAGGAGUGGUUCCCAUGCAACCACAAACCCUUCAAACACACCAGGUUUGUGGUCCACGGCCUGAUCCCAGGGGAGAGCUACGUGUUUCGUGUCCAAGCCGUCAACGUCUUUGGCCUCAGUGACGAGUCUCAGGAGUCGUCUCCCAUCGCUGUGGAGCCGGCCCUCGGCAAAGGGGUGGAAUAUGCAUCUCCCAGUGCUCCCUACGGCAUCACCAUGCUGAGCUGUGACGGCUCCUCUAUGACUUUGGCCUGGAAGAGUCCCAAACACUGCGGCGGCUCCAAGGUCAACGCUUACUACAUUGACAAGCGAGAUGCCGACACUUUGCUGUGGCAGGAGGUCAACCUGGCGGCCGUCACAGAGAGGAUCUGCACUGUUGACAAUCUGACUGAGGGAACCUUCUACGAGUUCAAGGUCCAAGCCGGUAACCUGGCCGGUGUCGGCGUGCCCUCGGCUCCCAGCGCCCCAAUGAAAUGUGAAGCUUGGACCAUGGAGGAGCCAGGCCCAGCCUACGACCUGAGCUUCAGUGAGGUCAGAAGUCACUCCCUGGUCAUCCUGUGGAAGGCUCCUGUCUACACCGGAGCGAGUGCAGUCACUGGAUAUUUGGUGGACAUGGCCAAGAAGGGCUCAGCAGAGUUUGUUACUCUGACUCAGGAAGCUGUGAGCCACCGUUACCUGCAGGUGACUGGUCUGGAGGAAGGUGAAACCUACGUAUUCAGAGUUCGUGCUGUCAAUGGAAACGGUGUCGGAAAACCUUCCCAGUUGUCUGAGCCGGUCUGUGCCAAAGCUCUUUCAGGCACCAAGGAGAUUGUGGCUGGCGUAGACGAGGAGACCGGAGACGUCUUCCUGUCUCUCGAGGCCUGUGAGAUCUGUGAGACGUCCAAGUUUGUGUGGUCGAAGAACUACAAACCCAUCGGCAACUGCCCCAGGGUCGCCGUCACUACGAAGGGCAGAACCUCCAGACUGACUUUCACCAACCCUGAUAAAGACGAUUUGGGCAGAUACUCUGUGGUGGUCACUGACACCGAUGGAGUCUCUGGCAGCCACACUCUGACUGAGGACGCCCUGAACACCAUGCUGGAACUCAGCUACGCCAUCAGACAUCCAAUUGUUCCUCUGAAACACGGUCUGAACUACGAGAUUUUGGAGAAGGGUCACGUGCGUUUCUGGCUGCAGGCCGUCAAACUGUCCCCGUCUGUAUCCUACAGGUUUAUCGUUAACGACAAGGAGGUCACCGGUGGGGAGGGACACAAGAUCAGCCACGAUGUGGCCACAGGAAUCAUCCAGAUGACGGUGGAUCAUUUCACCAGAGCCAACGAGGGCACUUACACAGUCCAGAUCCACGAUGGCAAGGCCAAAACCCAGAGCUCCCUGGUCCUGGUGGGAGACGUGUUCAAAGCUGCUCUGAAGGAGGCCGAGUUUCAGCGGAAAGAGCACAUCAGGAAGCAAGGUCCACAUUUCGCUGAGUAUCUGUAUUUCACUGUCACUGAGGAUUGCACUGUUAUGCUCGCCUGCAAGGUGGCCAAUGUGAAGAAGGAGACGUCUUUCCAUUGGUACAAAGAGGACGAUGAGAUUGUUCCAGAAACUCCUCCUAAUGUCAUGUCUGGAGCCUGCGCUCUCCCCAUCUCUCAGUUCUCCAGAAAAGAUCAGGGCGUUUUCAAGGCCGUGCUCAGUGACGACAGAGGAAAGGACACAUCUGUGUUUGACAUUUCAGGCAAAGUGUUUGACGACAUCAUCAAUGCCAUCGCCCAGAUUGCUGGUGCGACUGCCUCUGACCUGGUGCUGCAGUGUACUCCAGAGGGCAUCAGGCUGCAGUGCUACAUGAACUACUACACAGAAGAGAUGAAGACCGUCUGGAAACACAAGGAGAGUAAGAUUGCCUCCUCUGAGAAGAUGAGGAUUGGCGGCACAGCGGAGAUGGCCUGGAUGCAGAUCUGCGAUCCGUCUGACAAGGAGAAGGGUCACUACUCCAUCGAGAUCUCCGACGGCGUGCAGACUCACACCAGAACCUUUGACCUCUCCGGACAAGCAUACACCGAUGCCUAUGAGGAGUACCUAAGACUUAAGGCAGCCGCAUUUGCUGAGAAGAACCGUGGCAGAGUGGUCGGUGGUCUGCCUGACGUGGUCACUAUUAUGGAAGAGAAGUCUCUGAGCCUGACCUGCACCGUGUGGGGCGAGCCGACCCCUGAGGUCUCCUGGUUCAAGAACGAGCAGGAAGUCAUCUCCACCGAGCACACCAAGAUCAUGUUCGACGGCGGCAAGUUCGCCAGCCUCGUAAUCAACAAAGUCACCCCUGAAGACUCUGGCAAGUACAGCAUCAACGUGCGGAACAAGUACGGCGGCGAGUUCGUCGAGAUCACCGUCAGCGUCUACAAGCACGGCGAGCAGAUCCCCGAGCCCAAACUGGGACACCCCAAAGCGCCUGCUGCCACGCCUGUGCCGCCAAAGUCCCCAGCUCCCUCCAAGACCCCAACCCCCAGUCCUUCUAAGGCCCAGACCCCAGUGUCCAUGAAGAGCCCAACUCCAGCCUCUACCCCCGCUUCCACCCCAGUCCCCAAAUCUCCAACCCCGACCCCGAAGUCUCCAACCCCGACUCCAUCUCGCGGCGUCAAGUCGCCCACCCCACCCAGAUUCAUGAAGUCUCCGACCCCACCAAGGAAGUAAAUGGUGGUGGUGCCGUGUGAGGAGGAAACGUUUGCUGUUAGCAAAGCUGAUUUAUAGCAUGAGUGUGAAACCAUGAGCUGUUCCUUUAAAGUUUAUGUAGAUGUAGUCACUGUUAAAAGUACUACCACUUACAAAGAACGGGCUUCUAACCAGUUUGAGGGUUUUUGGUGUUACAGCGUUCUCUAUCAUUUCUGAGAACUAGUUGCAUAUAUAAAGGAAAAACCUACAAAAAAGAGGGACUUUUUUCAGUGGCUACUAACAUACAGUAGAUGUCCUUUUCAUCAUUCAACUGGUCAGUGUGCUUUUGACACAGGUGGGGAAAAAGCAAAAACUAAGAAAAAAAAAGACCAGGGUAGAUGUUUAUGUUCAGUGUUUUAAAAGCUGCACCUUCCACUACGCAACGUUAGUGGAAUGCCUGUAUACAUUUUUUUGUUGGAUGUUUAAUGAUAAUUCCCUUUUAUGACAUCUUGGAUCAUAUUUACACAGUUUCACUCCUAUCGGCGAUAUCACUAAAAAGAGGAAAAACAUGAGCAGUCAGACGAUUGGACAGGUUGCAAACAAACCUCAAGGUUAGACGAACUUAUUUGGAACAGAAAACAAAGGCAAACGGUAAAAUAUUACCCAAACUGUCAGUGAACGUCCGUCACAAUUCACAGACUGACUUUCUGGUUCAACUUUGACCAAACUACUUAUCGUGGUUGUGUGCGCAAAGUUUCCUGUACAAUGAAGGAUUAUUACAGACACUUCAGGUGUGCUCACUUUGAGUUUUUCCUCCAAAUAAAGUGGUUUCUUUCCUCGUCUGACUUUAUUGUAGCGAUGUCACCAUGUUAUCAUAACCCGUAAACAUGAUGACCAAAACAAUGGAAAUAAGACCAAAGUUGUUGUAAACAGGAAUUAUCCUUUAAGAUGGAUGACCUGGCAGUUAGCAGGUACAGAGCUGAGGUUAAAUUGUCAUUACCUGGGUGCGAAAUUAACACCAGAUACCAGAUUAUUUAUUUGUUUUUUUUCUGGGAUGGUUACCUUUUCCUCCUUUAUCAACAGCUGCUUUUGUCCCAGGCAGCUUUCAUCAUGUGAAGAAUCCUAAUGAAGCCAGUUAGCGCUCCUGUGAAUAAAACGAUUCACUUCCUGCCCUGGUCUCUAUGCCAGAGAGGUCUGUCUGUCUGUCUGUGUCGCCCAAUGCUUUGUGAUGGCAAUAAACUUUACUCAUCAACCUC